Molecule: messenger RNA, 764 nt
Organism: Mugil cephalus (flathead mullet)
Lineage: Eukaryota; Metazoa; Chordata; Actinopteri; Mugiliformes; Mugilidae
Product: protogenin-like
Exons: 7
Coding region: 12-662 (216 amino acids)
Source: RefSeq, a predicted model, not a curated record
UUUCACAGUCAAUGCGGAGGAAGAGAAAUAUGAUUGCGGCUGUUCUCCUGUUGUGUGCUGUCAGCGCACUCGGCUCUGAUGGUGCGGAGACCCAGAAUUGUGUACCCAGUUAUGAGGUGGCGUAUUUACUGCCAGCUGAUUAUCUGAAUGAAUCUGAUCCUGUCACGAUGGACCUGUUUAUGGGUAAGAAACUGGUCAUCUCCCUGAAGGGCCUCCCUGGAUCUCCUACCUGCCACUGGAACAGAACAGAUCAUUCAGAAAUGACAAUAAACGGGAGUCACGCCAUGGUUAUAUCAGCACUGUCUGAGAAAGAUUCAGGGACGUACACGCUGACUUGUCAAACAAACUCCGCUCAGUCAUCAGUAACUGUGAAUCUUAAUGUAUUGAGACCUCCAACAAGACCACGGCUGAUGCUGGACCGUGUAAAUCAACGAAUGACAUCCCCCCGUUUUAAAUGCACCUCUGAGGGCUUCCCAAGGCCCAAAAUACAGUGGUCUGGAGGGAACACAGGGACAUGUGUUACUGUAGGGAAUGAAGGUGCAGAGAGCAGCGUAUCAGGUUCAAACUAUCCUACGUCUGAAGCGAUGUGUUGUGCUACUAACACUGAAGGACAAGAAUGCUCUCAACUCUAUGACUAUGACUGCGAGUGGUUCACAAGCUGAGGUUUCUAACUUGACCCUGAGCCCUGGUCAGACUUUACUUCUUCGCUGUCAAAAACGAGGUUAUACUGAGCCAUACCCAGUGUGGGAGAAGGAUGGCGAAAG